Eurypyga helias (sunbittern) is the source of this 690-nucleotide messenger RNA. RefSeq names its product solute carrier family 25 (S-adenosylmethionine carrier), member 26 (gene SLC25A26). The transcript has 8 exons. NCBI's taxonomy places the organism in Eukaryota, Metazoa, Chordata, Aves, Eurypygiformes, Eurypygidae. Gene Ontology annotation, cellular component: mitochondrial inner membrane. The record is from RefSeq and is a predicted model, not a curated record. Gene Ontology annotation, molecular function: S-adenosyl-L-methionine transmembrane transporter activity. The annotation marks the transcript as partial.
UUUGUCUUGAAGGCUGGUGGAGCUGCUGGCGUCUGUGUCGACUUGAUCCUUUUUCCCCUGGAUACUGUGAAAACCAGACUGCAGAGUCCCCAAGGAUUUAGGAAGGCUGGUGGCUUUCGUGGCAUCUAUGCUGGUGUUCCUUCCACUGCUAUAGGAUCCUUUCCAAAUGCUGCUGCAUUUUUCAUCACCUAUGAGAAUGUGAAAUCUGUGCUGCACCAUGGCUCUACAUCUUACUUGACUCCAGCAAUGCACAUGGUGGCUGCCUCCCUUGGGGAAGUGGUUGCUUGCCUCAUACGCGUCCCAUCUGAGGUUGUCAAGCAAAGGGCCCAGGUUUCCCCUUCCUCGAGUACCCUCCGGAUUCUCUCCCACACCUUGUAUCAUGAGGGUAUUCAAGGACUUUAUCGGGGUUAUAAAAGCACAGUAUUAAGAGAGAUUCCUUUCUCUCUGGUGCAAUUUCCCCUCUGGGAGUCCUUAAAGGAUCUCUGGUCAUGGAAGCAGGGUCACGUGGUGGAUUCUUGGCAGUCAGCAGUCUGUGGAGCUUUUGCAGGUGGAUUUGCAGCUGCAGUCACCACGCCGCUUGAUGUAGCGAAGACGAGAAUUAUGUUGGCAAAGGCUGGUUCCAGCAACGCUAGUGGGAAUGUUCUGGCUGCCCUCGGUGGCAUCUGGAGGACACAAGGCCUGUCGGGGUAA